AUGGCUAUCGCCCACGUCGCUACAGAGUAUGUGUUCAGUGAUUUCCUCCUGAAGGAGCCGGGUCAGGGAAGGUACCCCGCCGUGCGCACUGAACUAGCCGUGGACAAGAUGGUGACGUGCGUAGCGGUGGGACUCCCUCUCCUCCUCAUCUCUCUAGCCUUCGCCCAGGAGGUCUCUGUGGGUGUUCAGAUCAGCUGUUUCCCUCCAGCUAACUUUUCCAGGUGCCAGGCCAUAUACGUGGACUCCUACUGCUGGGCAGCCCUACACACUCGAACACUACAGUUAUGGCAACACAAGUUCUUCCCCUAUAUCCUGCUGUUGGUAGCAGUAAUUAUGUAUAGUCCAGCAGUUUUCUGGGGUUUCUCUGCCUCGCCUCUGCUUCAGUCAGACCUCAGCUUCAUCAUAGAAGAGCUCGACCGCUGCUACAACCGUGCUGUCACUCUGGCUAAACGCUUGGCCACUGCUGGGGAACACACAGACAGUGGUGCGUCUGACCCUACUGAGGGGUGUUUCAUGUACCCGGUGGUGGCGCAGUAUCUGCUGACCAAGAGGAGCAGUGUUGUGUUGUUGUGGCGCUACCUGCUGUGUCGAGGCCUCAACCUGCUCACCUUGCUUUUGGCCUGUGUCUACCUGGGCUACUACCUCUGCCUCGCAUCCCUCACUGACCAGUUCGGCUGUUCCCUACGCACCGGACUCCUGGCCAAUGACACCUCGAUCCCCGACCAAUUACAGUGCAAGCUGGUCGCCGUGGGCGUUUUCACUUUGCUAAGCUUUGUUAACCUGCUGGUGUAUGCCAUGCUGGUUCCCGUGGUGAUAUACUCCACUCUGCGCCCUUUCUUCCAAUCACACACCCAUUUCCUGGAGUCCUACCAAUCACUGCCUACCACCAGUGUUCUGCCGCUACCCCAGGGGCAAUGGGAUGACCUGACACUCUACUUCCUUUUCCUGGAAGAAAACCUCAGCGAGCUCAAGUCCUACAAGUACUUGAAGGUGUUGGAGUUGCUAAGAAGGAGGGGGGUAUGUGAGGGUGAGGACUUUGAUGCCAUGGGACUGCUUCAGAUGCUGUGUCUGGUGAAGACUGAUGUCACAGACGGAAAGAGGAGCAACACAGCUCCCUCCAAUGCUAGUGACAAUAUCUCCAAUGAUAAUGCUGGCCUUAAUGCUGAAGCUAAUGACAACCCUAUUGCUAAAGCUAGCCAUAUUGCUAAUGCUAACCCUGCCGCUGGGGAGGCCAGCAGCAAGGCCCAAGUCCCUAGUCCAGCAGCAAGGCCUAAGUCCCCAGUCCAGCUUCUCCAGACCCAGGCUGAUGCCAGACCAGUGCCACUGAGAUGACAGGCAACAGUGGAAUGGAAGGCGGAGUGACGAAGGGGCGGUCCGACAGCGAAUGAGCUGAUCGUUGCCAUGAAGGAACAGCCCCAGUGGGUUGAGGGACACAAGGAACCAGAGUGGUUCAAAGACCCAGACACUCAACAAGCCAUUAUCUAAACAACUCAGACUAAGGAUUAGAAGAGAUGUCUUGAUGUCAAUGGGACACUUAACUAACGCCAAUGGUACUAGCCAACAAUGCCAUGAAGUCGCUUUGAUGUGAUCGGGGAUUUGAAUUGGACACGCAGUUUCUGUGUAUUUUCCUAUAUGUAAAGCCAUACUGCCCAAGGUGUAUUUGUGUGGUGGUGGCAGCAUACUGUAUGCAGAAGGGUCUAACUAUGGUACCGCUGAGGAUUUCCUACACAGGACAACUUGAUACAGCUGUUGAUAACAAAAAAAAGCCAGAAUAUUAUCAAUGUAUUAUGUAAUUACAUGAAGAAAUAAGGGGAGAUCGUAGCUAUAUUCAAUACAAUUCACAAGUUGAUAUAAAACCUACAGUUGAAGUCAAAGUUUUGGAGGGAGGGGUUCUACAAUGAACAUAAAUAUGAAUGCAACAUGUGAAGUAUUGGUCUCAUGUUCCAUGAGCUGAUAUAAAAGAUCCCAUAAAUGUUCCAUACGCACAAAAAGCUUAUUUCUCACAAAUUUGUUUACCUCCCUUUUAGUGAGCAUUUCUCCUUCGCCAAGAUAGUCCAUCGACCUGACAGGUGUGGCAAAUCGAGAAGCUGAUUAAACGGCAUGAUCAUUACACAGGUGCACCUUGUGCUGGGGACAAAAGGAUACUAUAAAAUGUGAAGUUUUGUCACACAACACAAUGCCACAGAUGUUUUGAGAGAGUGUGCAAUUGUCACGCUGACUGCAAGAAUGUCCAGCAGAGCUGCUGCCAGGGAAUUUAAUGUUAAUUUCUCUCCCAUAAGCCAUCUCCAACAUUGUUUUAUAGAAUUUGGCAGUACGUUUAACCGGCCUCGCAACCGCAGACCACGUGUAACCAUGCCAGCCCAAGACCUCCACAUCCGGCUUCUUCAGAGGAGUUUACAUGUCUAAUAAAGCCCUUUUGUGUGGAAACAACUCUGAUUGGCUGCGCCUGACCCAUGGCUGCACCCCAGCCCAGUCAUGUGAAGUCCAUAGAUUAGGGCCUAAUCAAUUUCAAUUUACUAAUUUCCUUAUUAGAACUGUAACACAGUAAAAUCUUUGAAAUUGUUGUGUUUAUAUUUUUGUUCAGUACAUUUUAAGCCCUAUAUGUACAAUUGGAGGUCCUUGAAAAUUACAAUUUAUUGCUUGAAAAAGUCCCUGAAAGUCCUUGAAUUUGACUUGCCAAUGUCUUUAUGAACCCUGCUUAAAGGAUUAUAGUCCAAUGCUGUUGUAUAGGUGGAGUUAUGGGCCAAUUUGCAUAUAUUCACUUUUAUUACUCUAAAUACAUGUGAAACUGCUUGAAAAUAAUUUUUAGUUUAGUUUCAAACCAUUUUGAUAUCUUGAUCCAAAUGUCACACAUUGGCCCCAUUAUUUAUAUAAAGAACUUAUUUUUACAUGUGGCGUAUGCGGUGUGGAGAAGUCCUUUUUAGUCUAGAAAUAGUCUUUCUGGGCCCAGAAGCCAGAUUGUGAUGCAUAUGUUAAUGUGGAUAAACACAAUUAAA
Molecule: messenger RNA, 2996 nt
Organism: Oncorhynchus masou masou (cherry salmon)
Lineage: Eukaryota; Metazoa; Chordata; Actinopteri; Salmoniformes; Salmonidae
Product: pannexin-1-like
Exons: 8
Coding region: 1-1332 (443 amino acids)
Biological process (GO): cell-cell signaling; positive regulation of interleukin-1 production; monoatomic cation transport
Cellular component (GO): plasma membrane
Molecular function (GO): wide pore channel activity
Source: RefSeq, a predicted model, not a curated record